Messenger RNA from Lathyrus sativus (Indian pea), 384 nucleotides. The record is from the annotation of a GenBank genome assembly. Lineage: Eukaryota; Viridiplantae; Streptophyta; Magnoliopsida; Fabales; Fabaceae.
AUGCAAGUUUUUUUGUUGUUGUAUAGGCACAGAUGGACGGGUAGAUUUGAAGCGAAUCUAUGGGAUCACAAUAGUAAGCUAGAGGGUCGUGUCAGGAAAGGGCGUCAAGGUGGCUAUGACAGUGAAGAAAAUGCAGCAAGGGCUUAUGAUUUGGCAGCAUUGAAGUACUGGGGACAAACAACUACCACAAACUUUCCUGUUUCCGAUUAUGCAAAGGAAAUAGAGGAGAUGAAACAUGAAGGAAAGCGAGAAUAUAUUACUUCUCUGAGAAGGAAAAACAAUGGUUUUUCUAGGGGGACUUCAAAAUAUAGAGGUGUUACAAGACACCGCCAAAGUGGUAAAUGGCAAGCAAGAAUUGGUCGAGUGGCUGAAAACAAAGAUUGA